This is a messenger RNA of Prunus mume (Japanese apricot), 1593 nucleotides long. The record is from RefSeq and is a predicted model, not a curated record. Lineage: Eukaryota; Viridiplantae; Streptophyta; Magnoliopsida; Rosales; Rosaceae.
CUCUGCCUGUCUCUGCGUGCUAUUGCUGUCUUGUAUUGCAAAUCUGCAUUCAUCAUCUCCUUCUCCUUGUACCUACGAGAGAAGCUCUGUGCCUGGUUACACAAGGAAACUAAGAUGGCAGUAGAAUCUGUGCUUACGUUUGCGGCCGAGAGAAUACUGACGAAGCUGACUGACCUUGCUGCUCAAGAAUUCCGUAUGGCCUGGGGAUUCAAAGCUGAACUAAGGAAGCUCCGUGAAUCCUUACCCAUCCUUCAAGGUUCCUUGGACAAGGCAAACGAUGCUGCUGAGCAGGCAAAAGAUGGGGGCAAGGCAGUGGAAGAUUGGGUGAAGAAACUUAAACACAUAGCUGAUGAGGCUGAUGAUGUCUUGGAAGAAAUCAACUAUGAAUUUCUCUGGAGACGAGUAAAAUUGCAAAACCAAAUGGGGAAAAAGGUGCUCAACUUCCUUUCUGCCUCAAAUCCCAUUUUGUUUCGACAAAAAAUGGCACACAGAAUUAGAAAAAUCAGCGCUUCUCUGGCGGAGCUCAAGAAUGACUCAACUUUCGUUGGGCUUGGGUUGGUUGCAAAGGACAAAGAUCCAACCCCUCAAGGAAUUAGGGAGGACAGAGUAACCGACUCAUUCUUUGGUAAAAAUGAAAUCUUCAUUGGAAGGAAUGCGGUUGUGUCAGAUAUAGUUGCAAGAUUGACCAACUCCAAUACUAAUGAACAAAAUCUGUCGGUUAUGGCGAUUGUGGGAAUGCCAGGACUGGGAAAGACAACUUUGGCCAAGUCAGUGUACAAUGAAGGUGCUAUCGAUGACUAUUUCAACAAAAAAUUGUGGGUGUGUGUAUCAAACACUUUCAACGUCCAUUCGAUUUUAACUGCAAUGUUAGGAAAGGUAGCCCCGACUCAACAAGCAUUGCUUACAGACCUCCAAAAAGAGUUGAAAGAGCAAAAAUACUUGCUGGUACUUGAUGAUGUUUGGAAUGAAGAGUCUGAGAAAUGGGAAAGGUUGAUGAGCUGUUUGUCAAAGUUGAAUUCUGCUCCAGGAAGCAAAAUUAUUGUCACUACCCGCAGUGGCAUAGUUGCAUCACUCACAGAAACACUUCCGCGGCCUAAAUUGGAACUUCUAUCAACAGAUGAAUGCUGGUCCAUAUUGAAACAUUACUCAUAUGGUAGUUCUAAUAUACCUCCUCAUUUAGAGAGUAUUGGACGGGAGAUUGCUGAAAAAUGUGAUGGUCUACCAUUGAUGGCAAAGGUACACAUAUACAUAUACAUAUAUAUAUAUAUAUAUAUAUAUAUUUAUACAUAAGUAAAAUCAUUUAGGGAUCAUAUCAUGAAUGGGUUAUUUUGAAUUGCAUUGAUGCAUUUUUAUGUAGAAGGAAAUAACAAGGUCUGAAAGAAGAGAACAGUUUCAUGUCAUCAUGCCCAUCACAAUCUCUUUCUUCACAAUCACUUUAUUAAAUAGAAAUCAACAAAGACGUUCCAGAAGGCAUUUUGCACUAGUUCCCCACCGGAAAAACCCUUUAGAUUCCAACUCUUGGCUCAAUUUUAGCAUCCAAUUGUCUACAAAAGUGGAUUAUAGAAACUAGUACAAGUAAUUUUUUUUUCUUUU